Molecule: messenger RNA, 5038 nt
Organism: Arvicanthis niloticus (Nile rat)
Lineage: Eukaryota; Metazoa; Chordata; Mammalia; Rodentia; Muridae
Source: RefSeq, a predicted model, not a curated record
GGUUACACUAGGAAACCGGAGUCCAAGGGAUCGAGCUGUGACUGACAGAGGCCUACGUUUUCCAAGAACUGCUCACCGGGGAGCCCAGCUACAGCCACCAUGUCCGGCAGAAACAACAACAAGCUGCCCAGCAACCUGCCACAGUUACAGAACCUGAUCAAGCGGGACCCGCCGGCCUACGUGGAGGAGUUCCUUCAGCAAUAUAAUCACUAUAAAUCCAAUAUGGAGAUUUUCAAGUUACAACCAAAUAAACCCAGCAAAGAACUUGCAGAGCUGGUGAUGUUCAUGGCACAGAUUGGCCACUGCUACCCAGAGCAUCUCAGUAACUUCCCACAGGAGCUGAAGGACCUGCUCUCCUACAACCACACCGUGUUAGACCCAGAUCUGCGCAUGACAUUUUGCAAAGCCUUGAUCUUACUGAGAAAUAAGAAUCUCAUCAGUCCGUCCAGUUUGCUAGAGCUCUUCUUUGAGCUUCUGCGCUGCCAUGACAAGCUCCUGCGGAAGACUCUGUACACACACAUUGUGACUGACAUCAAGAACAUCAAUGCCAAACAUAAGAACAACAAAGUGAAUGUGGUGCUGCAGAACUUCAUGUACACCAUGUUGAGAGACAGCAAUGCAACCGCAGCCAAGAUGUCUUUGGAUGUGAUGAUCGAACUCUACAGAAGGAACAUCUGGAAUGAUGCCAAAACUGUCAAUGUUAUCACAACUGCAUGUUUCUCCAAGAUCACCAAGAUACUAGUUGCUGCUUUGACGUUCUUCCUUGGGAAAGAUGAGGAAGAGAAGCAGGACAGUGACUCAGAAUCCGAGGACGAUGGGCCCACAGCGAGAGACCUGCUGGUGCAGUAUGCCACAGGAAAGAAGGGCUCCAAAAACAAGAAAAAGCUGGAGAAGGCGAUGAAGGUGCUGAAGAAACAAAAGAAGAAGAAGAAACCAGAAGUGUUUAACUUUUCAGCUAUUCACUUGAUUCAUGAUCCCCAAGACUUUGCAGAGAAGCUUCUGAAGCAGCUGGAGAGCUGUAAGGAGAGGUUUGAAGUGAAGAUGAUGCUCAUGAGCCUCAUCUCCAGACUGGUGGGAAUUCACGAGCUUUUCCUCUUCAACUUCUACCCUUUUGUGCAAAGGUUUCUGCAGCCCCACCAGAGAGAAGUCACAAAGAUCCUUCUGUUCGCCGCACAAGCCUCUCAUCACCUGGUGCCCCCAGAGAUCAUUCAGUCCUUGCUCAUGACGGUGGCCAACAAUUUUGUUACUGACAAGAACUCUGGGGAAGUGAUGACCGUGGGAAUCAAUGCUAUAAAAGAGAUCACAGCUCGAUGCCCUCUGGCCAUGACUGAAGAACUUCUCCAGGACCUGGCUCAGUAUAAGACUCACAAAGAUAAGAAUGUAAUGAUGUCUGCCAGAACUCUGAUCCAUCUCUUCCGGACGCUGAACCCUCAGAUGUUGCAGAAGAAGUUCAGGGGCAAACCCACUGAAGCCUCCAUGGAAGCAAGAAUACAAGAAUAUGGAGAGUUAGAUGCUAAAGAUUACAUCCCGGGAGCGGAGGUUCUAGAGCUUGAGAAAGAAGAGAAUACAGAAGAUGAUGAAGAUGGAUGGGAAAGUGCCAGUCUCAGUGAGGAGGAGGAGGGGGAGGACGGUGAGUGGGUUGACGUGCACCACUCUUCUGACGAGGAGCAGCAAGCAAUUGCCAAGAAGCUGGACAGCAUGCCCAUGGAAGAGCGGAAAGCCAAGGCUGCAGCCGUCAGUACCAGUCGAGUUUUAACACAGGAUGACUUCCAGAAAAUCCGAUUGGCCCAGAUGAAGAAGGAGAUGGAUGCUGCCCCAGGGAAUGCCCAGAAAAGGAAAUACCUGGAAAUUGACAGUGACGAGGAGUCCAAGGGUGAAUUGCUGUCUCUUCGGGACAUUGAGCGCCUUCAUAAAAAGCCAAAGUCUGACAAGGAGACGAGGCUAGCAACCGCAAUGGCUGGAAGGACAGACCGAAAGGAAUUUGUGAGGAAGAAAACCAAAAUAAAUCCAUUUUCCAGUUCCACAAAUAAAGAGAAGAAAAAGCAGAAGAACUUUAUGAUGAUGCGGUAUAGCCAGAAUGUCCGGUCGAAAACAGCGCGCUCCUUCCGGGAGAAGCAGCUAGCACUGAGAGAUGCACUUCUGAAAAAGAGGAAAAGAAUGAAGUAACCCAUUUCCUGCCUGAUGCUGUGUGUAUCAGCAUGCCAAAAAUCAGUAAAUAUUUGCUUACAUUAAAAAGUCAAGGAACACUGUAUUUUGUAAACCACAGUAACAUUUGUAGCAAUUUGGUAUUUUUGAUUGGGAGGUGGGGCUGGUGUGAAUGUAAAAUGUCAAUAUUAGCGGUGUUAAGAACUCACUUCUAACUCAAACAGAAGUGCUGAGUGCUACUAAUUGUCGCUACGUGUGUAGCUGAGUGAGCCAUAGCCCGUGGCUGAGGGUAGAUGUACAUAUGGUGUUUACAGUAAGCUGUAAAUAGUUCCCGUGUAGCAGCUAGUCUGUAUUCCCGGAGUUGCUGAGACUCCUGGACUAACUGCAGGGAUGGGAGUUACUCAUGCUCUUCAAUCAGGACAGUGUUACAAGAGUAAGAGGUUCUUACUUGUAAAUAGGCUUCCCUGCUCAAGCAGGCUCCUGCUGUACAGAUUUGGGUGGAUACUUGAGCUCCACUUUUUUUUUUUUUUUAAUGUAAAGAGUUUUGGCUAAGGCCUCAUUUUUUUUUUUGACUUGCCUUAAGUCUAAAUAGUGAUUUUGAAAUACCUAGCAGGGUGUGGUGGCACACACCCAUAAUCCCAGCACUUGGGAAGCCAAGGCAGGAGUCUGGCGAGUUUAGAACCAGCUUGACAUACUGAGUUAGUUCAGGGCAGCUUGAGCUACAUGAGACCCUAACUGAGAACAGAAGCCAUCUUUGAGCUGUCAUCUGAGUGGCUGUUGGGGUUUUGAUUCUGUUUGUUGCUAUGCUGGAGCUGAGCCCCAGGGCCCCGCACCUGCCCUGAGCAGGUUCUGCCACCCCCAUCCCUGAGUGCCUACUCUUCACGUGGUUUGACCAGUUCCCUUGCCUUGUUCUCAGCCAAAGCUGACAUGUUGUUAGUAGUCAGGUGGGUGGGUACAGUGGUGUACGCUGUUACUGCCACAUUUAAAUCCAUUGCAAGACCCAGUCUGCAUGCAGGCUGCUGGGUUUGAAACAGUUUGAUGCCUUCCGCCUCAGACUUCUUAGGUAAUCUUGUCAUGAGAAAAUGCUUCAUGUUCACAUUAGAGGAAAGGGCAGUUUCUGCCCCUUAGUUGGAGAGCAGCUGCUGGUGCUUACUUUCCUUUCCAUCGAUCUGUUCUGCUUCUGAGGUGGACUUGGAUAUAUUUAGCCCUUACUUUCCCCAAUAGUGCCCCAGGUCACUUGUUAGGGGAUUGCCCAUCAGCCUUACCCAGCAGAGCUGUGGAGGGAGUAGCCAGUGCACAUUUGUAUAUGUGAGACCUGAAACUGUCCCUUACUUUCUUCCUGUGUUCUUCACGAGGUCUGAAAGCUGCUGUGUGGUUUGCUACUGUUUUUAGUCUUUCCCUCACCUCCCAGCUGCCGGGAUUUCAGGCACACACUACCAUGGCCAGUUUCUAGGCUGCUAGGGGUCAUACCCAGGGCUUGGCAUGUAAAUCAAGAAUACCAGCACAUCACAUGUGUGGCAUUAGCAAAUUACACUGGUAAAGAAGAACCACACAGGACAGUCUAUCCUGCUCUCUGCUGCAUCCUUGAUGCUAAGUGUCUCCUCUGAUGUAGAGGGCACAGCAGCUGUUUGAACAUCUGCCUGCCAAGGUUUCUAUCUGUAAAUGUUAGACCACCUACCUCUCUUUUAGUAAAUUGUGUUUUAGGGGAAGUUUUUUUUUCUUUCUUUCUUUUUUCCUUAUAGUUAUAGUUGCUAUGUUUAUUUUAACCACCAAACCCAGUGUUUAGGCAGCUAGUUUAGAAUCCAUAUUAAGUGUCCAUUGUGUAUGAAGUACUGCUGGAUGUUUGUGGCUAUCUUUGUGUUGUGUUGAAACUGUCAGUCCCUUGAGGGAAACAUGCUGUGUGAAGAUGUAGCUGAGCUUCCUCAGGACCCAGCCACUCCACAGAAGACACACUGAGGAGUCACAUUGUACCUCAGGGCAUGUGGCUUCUGUUGUGCAGUCUCUAUGCACAUGGUGGGCAGGAUGGUACUGGAGAAAACAGUUCCUGAGCCCUGUGGUUAACUUGAUGUGAUGUUGGUAUAAUUUUUAUGUUACAGUUAAUACAAGUUUUGUUUUUAUUCUUUUCUAAUUUGUUGAAAAUUUAUAAUGUAUAUGGAGUAUUACAUUGAAAUUUCAGUUUAACUAAACUGUUUAAUUGUUCUGAGCAUAGUGUUAAGCUAUUCCAUGUAACAUAUUUUUAAACUCUGUUUAGAUAGCAAUGUCUCCCAAGUAGUACCUCUCAUUCCUUGCGUGGUUUGGAGUGUAUUUCUUGGAGAUUUAAGGAAGCUCUACCAGGCAUGGUGACACACACCUGUAAUUUCAACACAUGGGAGAAGGAGGCAGGGCAGGAGAUGAUCUGGUUGGAGACCAGGCUGGGCUACACAGCAAGAGAGCAAAACCCUGUCUGGGGCUUGGGGGUGGUGUGGGGUUAUGAAAUGAGAGAGAAUAGAGAGUUUCCUGUUGUCUCUGGUUUUCAGCCCUGUAAAGAUGCAAAGGAAAGCCGAGCACAGCAGCUUCAGCAGCGGUUAAACAGCACAAGUCCUGUUCACAAAAGGCUCUCUAUGUGUCACUUUCUUCUGCAGAUUCUGCUUGUGUGUUUUAUCAAUCUCAGUGUAUAAGUGGUUAAAGUUUGAAAAAUAUUUGUAGCAUAAGCCAGUGUACAUGUAGGCAAUUAUAAAAAACAUCCAGAAAAUGUGCCAAAUAUCAGGGAGGUGGGGUUGGUGCUGGGAUCAUGUAUAACUUGUAUUUUCUCUCUACUUUCUGAGUCUUUCAUAGUAUAUAUGUUUUUACUUAUGUCAUUGUGUAAGAAACCAAAAAACAAAAAUGAGGUGAGAAAUAAAGGUGUGUGGCAAAU